Pocillopora damicornis (cauliflower coral) is the source of this 1346-nucleotide messenger RNA. RefSeq lists its product as uncharacterized. NCBI's taxonomy places the organism in Eukaryota, Metazoa, Cnidaria, Anthozoa, Scleractinia, Pocilloporidae. The record is from RefSeq and is a predicted model, not a curated record.
GAAGGACACAUUUGUCGCAAGGAGAUCACUCAUUACAAUGUCGAUUGAAGACAGAUCAAUGGACGCUUUGAAAGAGUCGACGAUGGAUUCAUGUAAGAAGCUUUACCUCUGUUGAUGAAGUAAAUUGCGAGGAAAGUAAUUGAAGGCACUACUGCAGUCAUAGAUGGAAGUGACUAUGAAUGGUCAAUGCGCCAAAAUACAAGGCUUUAUUCAAUGAAUGAGGACGGCGGUGCCAAAGGUCACUACUUGUACGUCGAUGAGAACGGUUCGUUGAAAGCAGAUGGAGGAGAAAAUAGCGCAAGUACUUUCACAGUCUACACUCUCUCGGAAGAUGCUGAUUUAGUUAUGUUAAAGGUCGAAGAUUCUGCGGAUGCUACUGAGAAAUUUGUGGCUGUAGAUACAAACACUGACACUGUCAUUGUAAAGGCUCUCCCCUCAGGGACUUUAGGAAAGUUGAAUAACUCGAAGAAGGCCAAAAGUUCCCAGUCUGACAUUCUGUUCUACAAGAUAGCGCGCGAACCAGGGUCUACUCAGUUUUACUUGAAGUCCUAUUUGAAGUCAAGUCUGAAAGACUCGAUUAGUGUUGAUCGAAUCGUUGGUUUUGACCAUGACGGCGUUCCAAUUAAGACUACUGAUGUACAGCAAGGUUUAUUAGAGAGUCUCUUCAAGAUAUACUGAGCGCUGGCAACUUUUCUUAAUUUCUAACGUGAUUAUUAUGAUAAAUUUCUUUUUAACUAUGAACUUCUCUGGUGACAAAGGAUUAAUUUUAAUCCAUGAAUCAAUGAAACGCAUCUUAGAUAAUUGUUUAAUAAAUUUCUUAUGAACUAUAUACUAAAUUUGGAACUAUUUUGAAUAAGUGUUAAGAAAUUUUUUAGGCCUUUUAAAUUAUCUUGAAAUCCUUCAGUUAUGAGACGGUACUAGUCUUGUGAGUCUAGGUUUGUCAUGUGCUGCAAGACCACACACUUGUCUUUACCCAGUUUGGAGUGAUGUGUUUUUGACCGUUGUAGUGGGGCUUAAUUCUCGUACGAUAAACGUCAUCGCUGGUCGUUUUUGUGCUUGUCUUUGAUCUUGCUUAGAGUCCUCAACAGGAAGAUUUUUUUGGGUUUUAGUUCUCGAAGAUUGGUUGUUUUUUUUAGGUGCUUUGUUGUUCAUUUGGAAUGUCUCGUGAAAUUGUUUGGGUUAGCGUUCUAACUAUAUUAUUUGAAAUAAGUUUACUCUGUUUUAGUUUUCCGUAAGCCCAAACAUGUUUACCGGUAGGAUAUUUAAGAGCGUGUUCUUAAGGCAGAGAAACAGAGACAGAGACAGAAAGAGAAAAGAUAAAACAGAGAAUAAAAAAAAGUUGUUGA